Molecule: messenger RNA, 2018 nt
Organism: Arachis stenosperma
Lineage: Eukaryota; Viridiplantae; Streptophyta; Magnoliopsida; Fabales; Fabaceae
Exons: 4
Coding region: 1302-2003 (233 amino acids)
Molecular function (GO): zinc ion binding; nucleic acid binding
Source: RefSeq, a predicted model, not a curated record
AAAACUGAUAUCAAAAUAAGAUAGAGCUCAUCGAAACAAGAAUUUUGAUACCAAUUUCAAAAAGUUUGGCCCAAGAUUGGGCCGGAUGGGCCGAACUGGUUGAACCGGACCCAAAAUGGGCCCAAGGCCCAACCGAACCCAAUCCAUUAAAGAGGCACAGCUUCUUAUUUCCCUUCUUCUUUAUUAUUCACGCUGGGAAACAUUUCUUAGGGGGAAGAAGAACACAAGCAAAAACCUAACCCUCACUUUAAUUUCAAAUCCAUGUAACUUUUGAUCCGGAGCUCCGAUUGACGAACCGUUUGCGACCACGCGUUCACCGCGACGAGCUCUACGAAACCCAUGAAACAAUUUGGUUCAAGUCAGCUUCCGGAACUUGUGGGCUCAAGCUAUUGAGCAUAUGGGUAUGGUGUAGAUUAAGUGGGUAUAUAUGCAUUGGGAAUAUUUAGAGGCUUGUUGGUGAUCAAAGCUUAGUGUGUGGCUAUUUUACUUGAGCUUGAAGAGGCUGUAAUUUUGUGUUGAGAAGCUGCCUUGGGUGAAUUAAGUGAUCGGCCAAGAUGCAGGUCGAGAGGCUCCUCGCUAGGCGUCUGGAUUCUGGAAAGCAAAGUAGUUCUUGGGUGUAUUUUGGUUUCUAUUUGUAUAUAUGUAUAUAUAUGUGUAGCUUACUCUCCAAGUAACUUAUGUAUGCUGCUCCUCUUAGAGGUUGAGGGAGAGAUAGGAGUUUACUUUGGUAUUUUGGUAUAUUUUGGGGACACUUAUGUAUGUUUAUAUGUAUAUAUAUAUCCUCCGGCCAGCCUUAACUUCGCAGGCUGAGUCAGAGGCUAGUUAUGCUGUUCCUUGGCUUUUCUUUAUUCCUUCGUUUAUUGUUUUAUCAUGUUCCUAUUAGGUUGCUUAGCACGCAAGUAAUCCUAUUCCUUGAGCGUUGCGCUUUUUAUUUUGCGAUUCUUGUUUACCCACUUUGUUUCAAGGCUCCUAGUAUAUUAUUUCUUUCAGUAUUAUAUGUAUAUCAUUACUCUUAGAGGUCUGUAAUACCACACUACCUCUGUUCUAUGACUUAAGCGUAAACACUGUGUAGUAGGGUGUUAAAUUAUGGUAUCAGAGCAGUUCGUUCCUAUAGAGCCUGAGGGACGGACUGAUUAUGCCUCUGGGCAUACUCUGGAUGUCUAUACAUGCUAUUUAGGGUAUCUAACUGAUAUACGAGGCAUGAAUGCUCAUGAGCAUGCAUUUGGGACUUUGAAAUACUAAACUAGAGAUAUUGAGACUGAUCACCUUGAUAUCACUUGUUUGGAGUGAACAGGAACCAAAUGGCAUCUCGUAGGCGCCGUCGUGAGCGUAAGCAAGGUCGAGGACGGAGAGCUGAUGAGGUGACUAUACCGGUAGGUAGUUUAACCGAUAUCGUGACCGCAAUGACGAGUGUUGUUGCUGCCGUUGGCGCCGUUGCUGCUGCGACCAUCCGAGUGAUGGAUGGGAUGGAAUCACAAGCUGGAACUGGCAACGAUGGUGAUAGUGAAUAUGAAGGUGGACAUAAUGUUCCGAAUACAUGGGUGCCAGCAGGUUAUCCGGAGCAAGUUAACACGGGUCAAACAACGGGAGAAAGCUCAAGGAGAACUGAGGUAGCAAGGAAUAAUCGCCAGGAACCCUUCACAAAGAAAAAGGGAAAAAUUACACCUAGGAGCCAAAAUUUCAAGAAGAAUCAUUUUGUCGCUUCACGUUCUCAGCGCCGGAACAAUGACCGAAGGAACGAUAAUCGUUCGGACCCGAAUUCAGAAGGGCAAACUAGUGCUCAACCGGGUGACUUAAGGUGCUCAAGUUGCAAGAGGUACCAUCCAAACAGACCAUGCAGGGCCGGAUUAGGCAUAUGUUACAAGUGCGGGAGGCCAGGGCAUAUGUCUUGGAAUUGUUCGUACAGAGGAAGCCGGGAUGCAACCGAACCCGAUUUUCAAACCCGAGGUAAUUAUGAACCAACAGUUGAAUUCUUAAUUUCCUUGCCUACCAUUGAUAUGUAAUGUUCCUUCGUGACG